Messenger RNA from Pseudocercospora fijiensis CIRAD86, 354 nucleotides. RefSeq lists its product as uncharacterized. The transcript has a single exon. The record is from RefSeq and is a predicted model, not a curated record. NCBI's taxonomy places the organism in Eukaryota, Fungi, Ascomycota, Dothideomycetes, Mycosphaerellales, Mycosphaerellaceae. Bases 1 to 354 code for a protein of 117 amino acids. Gene Ontology annotation, molecular function: thiamine pyrophosphate binding; carboxy-lyase activity.
AUGCCCAGCACAAUUCCAUUUGCGGAAUUCCUGUUUCGGCGCCUGGUCCAGCUGAAUUGCAGAUCAGUCCAUGGAGUUCCGGGAGACUUCGUGCUCCGCGCUCUUGGCGGCCUGAGCUCGAACACACGAAUACAGCCAGGGGUGCCGCGAUGGAUAGGAAAUGGGAACGAGUUCUGCGCCGGCUAUGCAGCAGACGGCUACGCACGAGCGGCAGCUUUGGCCAGACGUAACCUCAUUGCUGGGCCUAGGGUUGGAGCAUUCUUCACCACAUACGACGUGGGCGAACUGUCGGCCAUUAAUGCUGUCGCGGGAAGCUAUGCAGAGAGCGUUGCGUUCCUGUUAUCCACGUGGUAG